AUCGGGAACCUGCGUGGAGCGUUGCGUGCAUCUCGCACUCCCUGCUCGUCUCGUAGCCUUUGAUAGUGCAGAGCACAGUUCGAUUGGGGCGAGUCGAUAUGUUUGGAACCCCUGUUUGUUCAUUUAAAUGUUCUACUCCGGUUCAGUAACCUGUCGUGAUCAUUCUGGGAUUUGCGGUUUGCAGAUCGUGAAAUUGGGGUCCCUAUUACGUAUGUUGCAGCUUGGGAAAGUAAACUGUCCAGUAUUUGGCGGACUUUUUGUAUGUCCACUCUAAUUUAGCGCUGGUGUAGGUGAUUACCUUCGCAUUACCACAAUAGCUUGUUGCAUCGAAACAUAUUCAGAAUCAACCACUGAAGCUCGCGCCAUGGGCUCUGAUUUGAAACAUAAUGGCUCGUCAAGAGAGUUAGAAGUUCCUGUGAUAGACUUGCAAGGAUCACGUGGGGAACGCCGCAGCGUCGUGGUGCAACAGAUUCGAAGUGCUUGUGUAGAAUGGGGCUUGUUUCAGGUUAUCAAUCACGACAUAUCUCCGGCUCUGAUGAAGAAGAUGUUUCAAGUGGCUAAGGAGUUCUUUGAUCUCCCCACGGAGGAGAAGUGGAAGUAUUCUUCGUCGGAAAGGACCACUACUGUCGAUCUUUUUCAUGGAUAUGGAACUAAAGAAUUUGGUACUAAAGGAGCCUUGGACCAAGGCGAUCAAUUGCGUCACCGGACAUUGCCACUUUCGGCCAGAGCUUAUGAACAGUGGCCCUCCCAUCCGCCGUCUUUCAGAGAAAUAGAAGAGGAAUUCACUCAAGAGCACCACAAACUGAAGGAACACUUGUUUGAGCUCAUUUCCGAGAGCUUGAACCUAAGGUCGUCAUUUCUCAACGACUUCUUUGGUAAAGAUUACGCACAAACCUUUUUAAUUAACCAUUACUUAGCUUCAGUGGAGCAGACUCCGUCCAUGGGCUUACAGAAUCACUCGGAUAUCUGUGCACUCACCGUCUUGAUGCAAAGCGUUUCGGGGUUGCAAGUGAUGAAAGACGGAGAGUGGGUUUCCGUGGAGCCCAUCCAAGAUGCAUUUGCUGUCAAUUUGGGCGACCAGUUCGAGAUUCUGACGAAUGGGUUGUACAAGUCGCCAUUGCAUCGGGCUCUUUUGAACAGCUCAGAGCGGUUUUCCGUAGGGGUCUUCUCUUGUCCACCGGACGACAAAGUGGUUACCCCAAUACCCGAAUUGGUAGCUGAGUUCCCGCCCUUGCGGUACAAGGCCAGUACCUACGCACAGUAUCGGGCGGAGGUUAUGACUGUUCCUGACAUGGUCAAAACCCUCACUCCUGACCUAUAAACCAUCCACAACAGCUGCUCUCCUGCUUUGCGAUAGUUUGCAACGGAUUCAGUCGACGACUUAUCGUAUGCUUAGAAACAAACAGAGAGACAUGCUGUGAAAGAGACUCCUGAGGUUCAUCUUCCUGGCUUUCCCUUCAUUUCCUUUCCUGCUCAGAAGCAGAAGCAGAAGCAGCAGCAGCGAGUCCUCCGCUAGGGUUGCUCGGAGUUUUGCUAUCUUUGCCCCGCAUGGAGGCAAAUAGGUUGAGGCUUGACUCUGUUUCGCUUCUCUCGGACGAAGAAACGAGAUUUGCAAGAAUGUGGUUCUCUCUCUCUCUAUAUAUAUAUCAAUUUUCAAUUAACAUGUACAUAUUAGUUGGGAUAAUUUAAUACUAAGAUAAAGAAUUUAUAAUGCA
Messenger RNA from Physcomitrium patens, 1715 nucleotides. Its product is annotated as protein DMR6-LIKE OXYGENASE 1. NCBI's taxonomy places the organism in Eukaryota, Viridiplantae, Streptophyta, Bryopsida, Funariales, Funariaceae. The record is from RefSeq and is a predicted model, not a curated record.